This is a messenger RNA of Octopus bimaculoides (California two-spot octopus), 828 nucleotides long. Its product is annotated as PDZ domain-containing protein GIPC3. The record is from RefSeq and is a predicted model, not a curated record. NCBI's taxonomy places the organism in Eukaryota, Metazoa, Mollusca, Cephalopoda, Octopoda, Octopodidae. Gene Ontology annotation, molecular function: protein binding.
UUUAUUUAUUUAUUUUUCCAGAUCUUAUUUUGUACUCUGAAUUCCCACAAAGUCGAUAUGACCAAACUUCUCGGAGGCCAAAUUGGUCUGGAGGAUUUUAUAUUUGUUCACUUGAAAGGUCAGCCAAAAGAAAUAGACAUUACCAAAACUGAAGACGCUCUUGGACUAACUAUCACAGACAACGGCAAUGGUUACGCAUUCAUCAAAAGAAUCAAAGAGAGCAGCACUAUGGACAAAAUGCCUCAAGUAAAAGUAGGGGACCAUUUGGAAAAAAUAAAUAAUACGAGCUUGAUAGGUUGUCGACACUUUGAAGUUGCCAAAAUGUUGAAGGAAAUACCAAAGGGCACCACAUUUACUCUUCGAAUAGUGGAACCAUUAAAGUCUGGAUUCUCUGUUAUUGAUAUGCCAUAUUCCAAAAAGAAAAGUGGAAAUGUAGGAAGUGGUAAAAAGACUCUACGGUUUCGUGCUAAUGGACCUGCCACAGUUGAAUCAAUGCCUGAUGAUGUGGUCAGUGUGGCAGUAGACAAAAUUAAUGGCCUGCUUGAAUCCUUCAUGGGUAUUAACGACACAGAACUUGCUCAAAACAUCUGGGAGAUUGGAAACAAACAAGAGAAUCCCCAUGACUUCGCCAUGGCUGUAGAUGCAUCUGACCUCGAGGCUUUUGGAUUUUCUGAUGAUUUCAUCUUUGAUCUAUGGGGAGCAAUUAAUGAUGCCAAAACUGGAAGGCUUAAUAAACAGCAUGGGUUUUCAGAAAAUUUCUAAUAAGUGAAAGGAAAAGAAAACAUAUUUUAAACGAUAGAAACAAAUGAAAACUUUUUUUUUUUUUUU